This is a messenger RNA of Zophobas morio, 525 nucleotides long. Its product is annotated as chymotrypsin-1-like. Lineage: Eukaryota; Metazoa; Arthropoda; Insecta; Coleoptera; Tenebrionidae. Gene Ontology annotation, molecular function: serine-type endopeptidase activity. Gene Ontology annotation, biological process: proteolysis. The transcript has a single exon. The coding region runs from base 1 to 525 and encodes 174 amino acids. The record is from RefSeq and is a predicted model, not a curated record.
AUGACAGAUUCCGUGAUUAUUGGCAGCACCUACCUGGACAAAGUUGAAACCCGUGCCAGAUCACUCUACGGACAUGUGCACCCAGACUACGAUAAGCGUACGCUCGUACAUGAUAUAGCUGUACUGCAAAUAGACAAACAAACGAGUUAUAACUCUUCAUUUCCUGUUAGAUUGCGAACCAAUUUCUCGGAUUACGAAAAUCCGUGCUACGCGAUGGGCUGGGGUUGGACUAAACCACAACCACCAUCAUCGAAUAUAUUCAAAAUAGCGGUGGUGCAGCCUGUGAAACCGAAAAAGUGCGAAGAAGAAUGGAAAAGGGCAUAUUAUCCACAUCUAAUCUGCACCAAUAGCACAGGAGACGCGGUGUGUCGUGGGGAUUCAGGAGGACCUCUAAUAUGUGACAAUAAGUUAACAGGAGUGGUGUCUUUCGGCAAACGUUGCGCUACAGGGAAACCUGACGCUUACACAGCCAUCAGUUUCUACAACGAUUGGAUUGAUUCAAUAAUAAAUCAAUCCAAUCAAUAA